CUCACCCCGAAAACCUCGCAUUUUAAUUCUUUACCAGUAAUUGUAGCGUGUAAGUGUUACGCCGUUGCCUUGGCCCUGCAAAAGCCCACUAUUAUACCCGCCCGCCAUGUCCUCGUCUAUACCGCCAGCUGCCGACGUGGCACCCAGGACCACGCCUGAAAAAAGCCAACAAACCACGGAUGCAAAGCCCCGAUCCUUGCGUGAGCGCCUCAAGCACAAAGGCAGACAUUACUUGAACAAAGCCCCGGGUUUGCUCCCCUCUUAUGCCAAAGCACGACCUUCCUCCCGGUUGAUGUCUAAUACCCUCAAAGAGAAGAUGGCGGUUCUUUGGAAGGAUGGAAAUUCCUCGCCGACAACGGACAAUGACCUGGAUGCUCCAAGGGAUAAUAGCUCUACCGAUUCGAAAAUACAAAACGUGGUCCAGGUGGUGCCGACCGGGUUACAACAACAUCCUGUAGACCAAACAGUCUCAUCCUCAGCAAAGACGGACGGAACCGAUGGAGAGGGCCCCGCAGCCAAAUCCGAAAGCCAUCGCCGAUGGAUCAAGGCUUAUCCAGGAGUGAGAAGGAAACGAGUUACCUCGACGUCUAUCCUGCCACUACAUUUGGGUGAGCUUACGGGAGUGGGUAGUCAAUACGACUUUGCCAACAGGCCGGCAUCUGCGUUGAUCUUGGGCCCGUACAAUGCAGAUUUGAAAGAAAAAGACGAUAUUAUACGCCGGCGCAGCCUGAGUCAACCAGUGACUUCAACUUGCGAUACAGACAUCCCCGAGUAUGGUCAAAACUUUUCUUUUGCUACAUACAACCCAUCCGAACUCGAUCUUCUACGAAGGCUUUCCGAGGACACAUUCCAAGCCUCGACGUCUGCCCGAGACUCCACCUUUAGCUUUACACGGCCUUCCUCUAUAAUUUCAGCUGCUAGCACGUACGACUCGUCCAUUGGCAGGGCCAGUUCCACGCCUUCUCGUCGAAGAUCUCUUUUCAGAAAGACCCUGUCAUCUUCUUCAUCUCUCAAUAUAUACCGAGAAUCGCUACGUAACCAUCGAGAUCAUGACAAGACUCCUGUGCCGCCUAUCCCGUACCUCGACCCGCAAACCAAGGAACGACUCUCGGCAUCAGCAAAUAUUCCAGUAUACCAACAUCUCAUUGCUGCAUCGGAGCCCACUGAUUCGAUCGCGUCACUUGUAUCAGUCAAGGACAGCUCGUUGACCGUGUCUGAUCAGGUGGCUUUGGCUGGUUGGGUUGCCCAGCAGCGUCGUUUGAACAAAGGUUUACUCCUCUCUUCAUCAUUCAACACACCAAAAGUACAGUCGCCGCUUGCUAGUGGACAGCGUCAGGUUGAGGAGAAUCCCGACGAAGAGUUGAGUACCAUUGAGGAACGACUCUCAGAUGCAGGACCUCCGAGUGAGUCGAUGCGUAGACUGAGUAUGGAUGAUCAUAUCGAUAGAGGUCACCUCUCUACCCCACGGAGUCAUCCAGCGAAAGCAAUGAUACCAUCCACAGGGACGAGAACCGAGACCACAUUUGAUGCUCGUUCUACAGCUCUCUCUAGCAAGGAUGAUACGGAACAUGGGUUGACUUCGGACACAUCUGUGACUGAAACUGAUACAAGCGAAACCGACGAGUCCAUGUCUGACGUUUCACAGCAAACGGAUGAGUCUUUCGAAGAGGCCUUUCUCGCUUCUUCUCUGGACCCAGCCCUCCUAGCCUCUGUCACCGCCUUGAAAGAUACGAUCACCGCACUGGUUGUCCAACGGGUUGUCGCCUGGGUGAAACCUUGUUCACCAGGACUCAAUCAGAAUUCAGGGGCUUCUGACUCUACGCAAUUCAGUGGUCAAAGUGGCCCACCGACUGAAAGUGAUGGUAAUAGCAAGAAGAGGGGAAUCGAUGAUAGAGAGAGUGAGGGUGAUGAUACCAAUGCUGGCGGCAGAGGAAACGGAGGCGAUGAUGAAAAACGUCGCAAGACAGAAAGCGCGCCAUCGGGAUCAGUACCAAAUCUUGCCUGCCCGUUUGUUAAAGAAUAUCCCGGAGAGAGAUGGCCUCGGUGCCAAAAAGGCUGGCCAAGCGUUCACCGGAUAAAGGAGCAUAUUUAUAGAUCUCACAAAGCACCGAUUUAUUGUAAGAGAUGUUUUAGAAUAGUCAAGACGGAGAAAGAACUUGAUGCACAUCUCCGUCAGGACCCGGCUUGCGAAGUCGUCAGUCCAUCUAGAGAAAUGCCAGGUAUCGAUAACGAGACUAAAGAGCGUCUCAAGUCAAGGCGGGGCAUCCAGAAUAUUUCCGAAGAGGAAAAGUGGAAGCAUAUGUACAAGGUUCUAUUUCCGAAAACCGAAGAUAUACCAUCACCAUAUUGUGAUUUGCAAAUCCUCGAGGCACCCAUGACUGCAGAAACGCGAGCUCAAUAUCGCAGCUUUCUUCGACAGGAGGUUCCCGCCCGUGUGAUACGAGACAUAAACGCCAAUGUACGAAAUAUGCCAGGGUUUCAGUUUAGCUCUGAAGUAUCUGAGCGUUCACUCUUUGAAAUGGUGUCUUCUGCAGUCUGGAAUGCGUUUGAUGAAGUCUUGCCGAGCCUGUUACCCCCGACCGAGCACAGGGAUCUCCCAACAAGCGCUCCCCCAGUCACCGAGGUUCUGGCCGAAUCUCAAGAUCAGACAUUGUCUGUUCCCUCAUUGGCUUUUCAGGAGGAGCCAAACUUUUUAAAUUCACAUCGCGAGCUUCCCAUUGUCGAAACCGAGGCAGCACAAGACUUUCAUGAUACAAGUACAGAGGAUCCAAUUGCUAGCUUGGAGCUGUUAGAUCCUGGAAAUGUUGCAGUCAGAAAUCUGGACUUUGAUCAGCUCGGGGAAUUUGGGAAUGGUCUUAAUCCUGUUGUUUAUGACUUUAACUUUAACCUUCUGCCAUAUUAAGAUAUGUAGAGGAUAUAGUACUGGAUCGGACCAACGAUUGGCAUUGUAUAUCUGAUGCUCACGUAGUCUUACCAAGCAUCUCAUCACUGGCCAAUUCAUAACUGGGCCAAUUAAGCUGUAUAGAUCCUAAGCAGAUUACUUUUCCCUUGAACUUUGUUGGGCCUUGCCGUUUUCUAUUCACCUCGAUAGUUCAGAUAUGACAACACUGUAUCAACCUUAAUGCAUCAUUAAAC
This is a messenger RNA of Fusarium odoratissimum NRRL 54006, 3135 nucleotides long. RefSeq lists its product as uncharacterized. The record is from RefSeq and is a predicted model, not a curated record. The transcript has 5 exons. Bases 107 to 2902 code for a protein of 931 amino acids. NCBI's taxonomy places the organism in Eukaryota, Fungi, Ascomycota, Sordariomycetes, Hypocreales, Nectriaceae.